This is a messenger RNA of Acanthocheilonema viteae, 1425 nucleotides long. NCBI's taxonomy places the organism in Eukaryota, Metazoa, Nematoda, Chromadorea, Rhabditida, Onchocercidae. The record is from the annotation of a GenBank genome assembly.
AUGAAUUUGUUUCAUGAUUUUGUUCGACGUGGAAAGGGUUCUGUUUCGAAGUUACCAUUUGAAGAAAUAUUCAUCGAUCAAUCAGACAGCACCGAUAUGAGUAGCAUUUCAAAAGCGGCGAAUACUUUGACAGAAUCGAAUGGAAAUAUUGUAAAAAUUGGCGGUGAUUUCAAUUUGACAUCAAAAAUCAUUCCGAUAAUGAAUACGAAGUCGAGAAUAUCCCUAACAGCUACGACAACAUCGUCAUCACCAAUUACAACACUCAAAUCAAGAAUAGUUAAACUAAAAGGAGGAGCAUAUUUCCGACAAAUUGUAAAUGCUACCGGUAAAACGCAAUUUGAUUUCAAACGACUCGCGUUAUUAUUACAGCGAAUGAUUGAUAGACGAAAAAUAACGAAAAAUCAUAUUACGAGAGAGGAUGAAAUGACGGAAAAUGAUAAACUUAAGAAUGAUUCAUUAUCGGGAGAAGCAAUUCGAUCAUCAUUUCAACAAAAUACAUUUAGUGUAUCGGAUUUAAAACCCGUUGAGCUUCGCUAUCAUCAUUUGAAUCCGGAUUUGAGAUCAGGAAACAAUCAUACGAUUUCCAGAAGUUUGGAAUUGAAAGAAGCAAGAAAGAUAUAUGAAAAUAGCAAUUUUCUUGCUACAAAUCAAGCAUUGAAACAAAGCAGUCGUUAUCCUCCUCAUGAAAUAUUAUCACCAAUUGUUAUUAGUAAGCAUAAAAAAGGAAAUAACGAUAUGACACUAUCAGGAAUUGUGUUCGCAACAUCCGAAAUGCACACUGAUGAGAAUCCGAUGAUUUAUAUCAUCAGAGAAGGUUCAAUUGUGCAGAAUAAUAAAAAUGAUUACGAAUUUGUCGCUUCAGUUACACUUAUCAUUGAUGGCGGAGAAAGGAUUCUGGUGGAUACCGGACUUUCUACAGAUAUUAAUGGACGUACUUGGAUUAUGCAAAGAUUAAGUGAACUUGACGCUCCACCACCCUCAAUCAAUCAUGUGAUCACAACUCAUGGUCAUUUAGAUCAUUCCGGUAACACUAAUCAUUUCCCUGAUGCAUUUCAUUAUGCCGGACGAUUUAGGCAUAUCGGAGGGCAUUCUAAUUUUUCAAGAAUUUUUAAGGAUGAUGUUGAAAAAUUAACAAAAAAUGUUUGUUUGCUAAAAACACCGGGUCACACAUCCGAUGAUAUCUCUGUCCUUGUUAACAAUACAAGUUUUUUCGGUACUGUCAUUGUUUCCGGUGAUAUAUUCAUACGAAAAGAAGACAUGAAAGAUUCGAUGAUAUGGAAACAGUUAGCAGCUAAUGAAACACAACAAGAAGAAUCGAGAAGACGAUUACUGUGCCUAGCAGACUGCAUUAUUCCCGGACAUGGACCGCUAUUUCGAAUAACGAGUAGUAUGAAGCGAGAAUUGAACUGUCCUGGUAGCUAUUAA